AUGUGUAUUCUGCCUGUCCUCACCUACGGUGCCCAAACGUGGUCAUUCACCGAGGGUCAGAAGUCCAAAUUGAAGGUUGUUAACUCAUGUCUUUACGUCAGUUUCGUUUUAUUAAUAAAACCCCUGGCUUAUUCAUUUCCUGUACUAUUUUCUAACAAGUGCAAGUGUUACAGUGCGAGUUUUACGUACACGGAGAAAUUCACCUUGAAACAAUGUUCGUCUGACUUUGAGUACCAUGUAAUCCAGUCUAAGAAAGACCUCGACUCUGAGGAUGAAUCUGGAUCAUUAAAGACUCAGAAGAAAACAACCAAAAGGAAAAACGCUUCUCAGAUCCCGAAACGUGACGCGGGCUGGUCGCUGGACAGACACGUCGUCGAAGAAUGUGCUAGUAAAAGCAAGAAGAUCAAACCAAAGAAAACUGUGAAAAAGCACGCAUCGUCCGUGUUAAUAACUGAUACGUUGCAGGACAGUGACACUGACCUUGAUGAAGAAGACAAAACUAAAAGUACGACAACCAAGUCGAAGAAAGAGACACCUGAUUGUAAGCCAGGCUGGUUUUCAAACUGGGGUGACGAAGGACAUGUUGAAGCCCAGCGUCGAGCAUCCGCUGCCAACUCUCUGUCGUCCGUGCUGAUACGUCGCGUCCCAGGCGGCUACGUGCGUCGCACAGCUUCGUUAACCGGUGAUCUUUUUAUUGAUCUUAAACUGUAUAACGUAGUAGAUAUUCAAAACGUUCCAUCUGAAGCCCGUUGGGAGAAAGCGCUGGUUAAUUUUAAAUAUCGUGUGGAUUCCGUUUCGGAUAUAGUAGAUGGAAUAAAUAAGAUUCUAAAGCGUUGUAAGGACGACUUUACAGAUGAAGGAACCUUUUUCCCAGAUAAAAAAAGCCAAUAAUCUUUAAUCUUUUUUACGUCUAAUUUAGUCUAUUCCUAUGUCAAUAGGCAAAAUGCCUCAUAAUAGCUCCAUAUUUUGUUCAGUGUGUGACAUAAGUAUUCCAAGUAAAGCCUUUUCUGCUCACUUGCGCACUAACUUGCAUAAAAAUAAUAACUCUGUUCAAUUAACUCCUGAUAUUGAAAAAAUAAGCAGCGCUUUCCGUAGUAGAAUAGCAUCAUACAGAGUGCGUU
This is a messenger RNA of Leguminivora glycinivorella, 1121 nucleotides long. RefSeq lists its product as uncharacterized. NCBI's taxonomy places the organism in Eukaryota, Metazoa, Arthropoda, Insecta, Lepidoptera, Tortricidae. The record is from RefSeq and is a predicted model, not a curated record. The transcript has 6 exons. The coding region runs from base 1 to 891 and encodes 296 amino acids.